Sebastes umbrosus (honeycomb rockfish) is the source of this 1123-nucleotide messenger RNA. RefSeq lists its product as uncharacterized. The coding region runs from base 214 to 717 and encodes 167 amino acids. The transcript is spliced from 4 exons. The record is from RefSeq and is a predicted model, not a curated record. Lineage: Eukaryota; Metazoa; Chordata; Actinopteri; Perciformes; Sebastidae.
GGAGGAGGUGGAGGAGGAGAGUCUCCAGCAGGAGGAAACAGGUGGUUAGUCACGCCCAGCCUGUUGAGCAGGUAGCACAGGUAGAGUGGACACAGUCACACCGAGAGAGCUGGAGGAGAAACCUGUUGCACGGUUGGAGAAAUACCUGGAAUGAACUACAAAGUGAGCAGCACUUGAACCAGUCUUUUCCCCUCGCCGUCUCGACAAACCAAGAUGAAGCUGGCUGUAGCUAUGGUGUGCCUGAGCGUGGCUGUGAUGGUUGUAAUGGUUUUACAGGCCGUGCGUCAGGAGCUCGACCUGCACUGGUUGAGAACCCGCAUGCUGGACAACUCUGCCGAGGUCAAGAGGAAAGAGGAGACCAUCGUCCAGAUGAAAGUGAAAAUCAAUGAGAUGAAGUCAACGCUGCUGUCCGUCAACUCCAAGAUAGAGGAGAUGAAGAAGAAGAGGACUGACAGUGAAAAGUCAGCACAGGACCUCAGUCAAAGUCUGCAGACCUGUAACACUGAGAAGGCAGCUGAUGAGAAGAAGAAGACAGAUAUAGGAGAGUCCAUGACUAAACUCAAAGCUAAUCACGAAGUGGCUAAAAAGGUGGCCGAACACGACAUCCAGGACUUGAAACAACAGAUUUUGGAUAGAGACAAAACUCUUUGUGGCUAUGCAGAUACAACCAAGAAGGAAGCAAGGGAGCUGUGUGGAAUCACCGACGCUACAAAAUAAAGUCAACUCAAAAACAUUCAACACGAACUUUUAAAAGAAGAAGCAUGUAUGGCAUGCAAACGAGGAUACAUUUUGUACUAUCACUGAUAUGAAAACGUGUUGUUGCUUAUAUGAUGUACAAACUGUACAUUCAUUGGACAAAUGGCACAGACAUAGGGAGUGGGGAAAUAUUUUGCAAUGUGAUUGUGUUGGUUAGAUCUAAUUAUUGCCUUUUGUCUCUGUAAAACACUUUAACAGAUGAUUACAGCUUUCACAAAUAAAUUAAAUUUGUCAUGUAUGUCAGCGUCCCUUCACCUGAACCAGCAGCCUGCCUGAGGCAUUUACAGUCUAUGUUUUUGUUGCCCUGCCCCUCAUGAAACAUGAGCGACUGCCAGCAACCGCAAAAAUUAAAAGGGCAUCUGUUUAA